Molecule: messenger RNA, 5418 nt
Organism: Xyrichtys novacula (pearly razorfish)
Lineage: Eukaryota; Metazoa; Chordata; Actinopteri; Labriformes; Labridae
Source: the annotation of a GenBank genome assembly
UCGGGGGUUUUCAUGUCUCUUUGUGCUCUCUGGAUCCUCUGAGGACAGGUAACUCUGCGGUUAACUGUUAAACCUCUUUGAUGCAGAGCUCUGCACAGAUUUUUUUUAUUUUCCCGACAGUCAACAACCGGAGCACGUGACCAGACCACCAGGGGGCGCUCUGCUGCAGCUUCAACAGAGAUGGAGGAAGCAUCAAUUCAGUUUAAGUACCAUACUUUCUUUUUUGUGAUCAAAUUUUUAUUGAUUGUUUACAGAUAGCAAGAAUUCAAUGGGAGGGUUACACACUUUAACCCUUUGUCAUUUCCACCUCAUUGGUCACAUUAUCCCCACCCUCUGCCAUUUAAGAACAUACAUUCACAAUACAACACAAACAGCACAAAAACAAACAAAAAAACCCUAUACAAUAUAACAGAACAAUUAAAUAAAUAAAUAAAUCACAUAAAACAUUUGUACUUCCCCACUACAAUAAAUUAUUGAUUUCCCAAUUAAAUUCAACCAACAGUUAAUGUUUGGCAUUUUAGCUAAAUAUAAUCUUGCUGUGGUGUACUCGAACUGUGCAAUAUCCUGGUAGGAAGAAAGCCAUUCCUUAGAGGAUAGUGUAUGUGGGGGCUUCCAGCGACAGGCGAUCAUUCUCUUGGCAGCUGUUUGCCCUGCCAAGAGGAGACGUCUAUCACUUAUUGAUAAAUUUAAGAAAGACGUAACAUUAAGUAAUAGUAAGGACUGUGAACAAGGAAUAGCUUUCUGCAUCAAAUCAGACAUAAUGCAUGAGAUGUUUUCCCAAAUCAUAUGAAAAAAAGUACAAAAAGUAUUGUCUGAACAGAAAUCACAAAUAGAGUGGGUUCUAAGGUUCAUUUGAUGGAUCGUCGAGGUGUAAGAUACGACCGAUGGACAAAUUCAAAGUGAAUCCUUUGGUGAUUUGGAUUUCUGGAUGAAAUGGUAAUAUUUGACCAAAUAGAGUGCCAAUUGAAAUCUGAGGUAGCACCAAUAUCACUUUUACAGAGUCUGUUUAAAGGUAAAUGUUUAUAUGAAGCUUCACAUAUCAAUUUGUACAGUUCAGAUAUAAUGCCUCAAAUCCUGGGAUUCAAGAAAGCCUAGUUGCCCUACAGUGUUCUGCAUGGUGAUAACUCCCCUCUUACUCCACUGAGGGAAAGAAAUUGUUUACAGUACCAUACCAUACCUUAAGUACCAUACUUUCGACUUACACUGAAAUGUACUCCAGAAUAUUAGACGUAUUCUAAUAUUUAGCUUUAAUACUGUCCAACUGUAUUUUAGCCUUUUUAAUCAUAAAACUACUAAUUAACAAAAAUUAUGACACAUCUCAUUAUUUAGUACAAAGAUAAUUUCAGUAUUAAUUUUUUUUUUGUCUAACACUUAAAAAAAGACCCUCAUUAUCUGACUAUAUACAAUCUAUGAUUUGAACUGGUGUUGAUAUUUACACGAAGAAAUCACUCCUUGGCUGACUCUCACUAGAGGGCACUGUUUUCUUUAAAAACUCAUAUCUGAUUGGCUCACAUUGUAAACGUCACUGUCGCAGAGCCAAUCAAAUCACUCACAAAACCGCGGACAUUUGAAAACAGAGAUGGCGGACGUUCGAGCGUAAGUCUUUAACGAUGAACACUUACCGACACAAAAUCAUAUUUAGACUCUCAAUGACUUUUAAAAACAUGGCCUUAAUAUUACACACUGUUCUGAAAACGGUCGCUGAGAUAACCUAGAGCAGAAUAAUGAUAUGUUUGGACAGACUUGACUCAGGUUUAUUGUGAUUUUUUACUCAUAGAUUGGGUGGGGUUAAUGUGUUUUUAUUCAUGAAAGUGUAUAUUAGUGUUUAUUAAUGUGUCUUGUUAAUUUUUAGUGACAUUUUUGUUUUAAAUCGAUGUUUUUUAGUGUCCUGCGGCGCUGUGAUCCUGCCCUCCUGGAUCCGUGUGGAGACCAAGAGCAGCCGGACUGUGCAGAGGCAGCCAGGAUGCUCCUCUACUUGACGGUCUGUCUGCUAAAAUAUCAGGUUUAACUGUUAGAAACUUUAAUUGACGCGCAAACUAAAUGAAUGAUAAGUAGGGGAGAGUGGGGUAAGUUGAGCCACCCCCUGUUGCUUGGAAAUGGUCAAAGAAAUUGAUCAUGUGACCACUUUUAUUUGGCAUGCUAUAUUAUCAAGACAGUUAUGUUUACACUCAUUCUGUUGGUUUGCAGGGAUGCACUUGAAAAUAUAUGCAGAUACACUAGUUAGAGACAAAACUAUGAUUGCAUUGAUCUAGUGAUUCGAAAUAUGAAACAUGGCUCAUCUUACCCCACUCUCCCCUAUGUGUGUUUCUGUGUGUAGGACAGCAGACGAGUCCAGAAAGUUCUGUGGCGUCAGCUGUUUGUUCUGGACUCUAUGGUGUCGCUGCUGGAGGGUCUCGAGUCAGCUCAGCAAUUGUUGACGACACCGUGCCCUCCACAACCAGGUACAGAUAAAACACAGUACACACAGAGCUAAGUAGAAAUGUUUGAUUUUUUAUGAGCCUGUUUGUUGAUAUAUUGCUUAUGAAUUCCACUGGUUAAUGUGCCUAAUAACCUUCAGCAGCAUACCAUGAAAUAGCAGUUUGUUCAAACUGUGUGUGUGUGUUUCAGAUGGUGGCGCUCGGGGCAGGUGGAAGGCUCUAAAAGCAGACAGUAGGUUAGGGGUGGAGGAGACAGAGACUCUUCUUGGAGCUUUGCAGGAACGAAUCCAACAGAUCCUGGAGAGGCGACACAAACUCACACAGCUGGUCCAACAUCUGCACAGCAAGGCAACAAAACUUUAUAUAUUACAAACACUCUCCUCUGCUUGUGUCCCUUCCUAUUCUUUUCCUUUUCUUUUCUCCUCUGUUAAUGUCUUUUAUCUCUUGUGCUCUUAUCUUUUCCAUAUUUCCUCCACUUAUCUCCUUUUCUCAUCCUUUCUGGUUGUGUGUUUUCCUUAUCACAUAUUGUCCCCUCUCCUCAUCUCUCCUUCUUGUCCCCUUGCUUAUCUUAACUCCUUGUCUCCUUUCCAUUUCGUUUUUUCUUUUGUUUUUUUGUUUUUCUUUAUCUCCUUUGCUUCUCCUUCCCUCGUUUCCUUUGUUGUCUUCUCUACUUAUGACGUCUUGUCUCCUCCCUUCAUUUCCUCUUUACGUCUUGUACGUUGUCCUUUUCCCUUGUCUCCUUUUCUUUCAUCACCUCCUUGUCUUUUUACAUCGUCUCCUCUUGCCUAUCCUUCUUUAUCUUCUUAUCUUUGUAUCUUCUUCUCAUGUCUUGUCUGCUUUUCUCAUUUACACAUUACCCUUUCUUUUCUCAUCUCCUUGUCACCUUCCUUGUCUCCUCUGCUGCUCUGUCUCCUUGUUCACUUUCCAAUCUUAUUUAUUAGGCUUUUCCUUCUUUGCUUAUCUCCUGUUUCCUUUAUCCAUGUCCAUCUGUGUUUCCCCCCUUUUCUUCUCUCCUAUUUUUUCUCUUUGUCUCCUUGUCUUGUCUCCUCCACCGGUCCCCCUUGUGUCCUCUACUACUUCGUAUCCUCAUUGUUUUUUUUUUUUAAUCUCCUCAUCCCCUCUCCUCAUCUCCUUUCCUUGUGUCUUUCAGAGGCAGCAGCAUGAGCAGCUGCUAGAGGCCCUACAGACGGCCCAGACUGCACUGGAGUCAUGUGACCAUCAGCUGAGUCGACUGAAGGUGGAAUCGGAGGCAGUGCUCAGUCGGAUGAUAAGCUGGCAGCAGCACACAGAUGAGUGAGUAUCAUCAGGUCACAUGACCUCUGUCUCCUGCUCUGAUUGCUCACUUACUCAGCUUCCUGUUCACCUGUCAGGCUGCAGGAGUACGUUUCCAAUGUACAGGACGUCAUGCAGAUCAACCUUCUGUCCUUCAACCAAUCAGAGUUGUGCGUGGAGCUCAGGCCGCGCCCCUCUUCUGACCAGUCAUCCAAUGAGCUGGAGCCCCUGAAGCUGUCUGUCACUUGGUGCCACAACGACCGUUUCAGGCUGCAGGUAUCUGAUCAUGACCUGCACUUUUAGAUUGACUUGAUAAUGGCACCAGAUCAGCAGAGGUCUUAGGAUGUUCAGGAUGCUUUCUGAUUGGUUAAUCCCUCUAAAAGUGACGGUGUCUCUGCAUGCAGGUGAAUGAGGGGACGGCUGGUCUGGUGGAGGACUGUAGAUCGGGGAGGCGCUCUGAACUUGGCGCUGCCCUGCUGGAGGUGAUGCAGUGUUACGUGGGUCAGUUUGAGCUGCUGUCUGAGAUCCAAGGACUGAGAUCCAGGUACGUCAGACAGGUGUUUGUUUCAGUCUGCGACGAGCUGGAAGACCUGAUCAGUCAGAUAAAUAAUCAACAACUGCUGUUGAUGGAGAGAUUAAACUCAGACUGACCUCAGAUGAGGUCACUGAGAGGUAAACCCUCAGGAGAGUCUGAUUAAAGAUACAAAGAGUUGCUUAGAGAUAAUUAAAGGUUUAACUGAGUCUCUCAAAGAAUUUAAAUUAAACUCCAAAAAUAUGAAAUGAAUGGGACCCUGGCGCAAAAUAAACUAAUGUAUUUACAGAGGAAAGUUUCUGCAUAGUUGAGCACAAACACUUUUCAUUCAUUUUAAGACUUGAAGUUUCAGUGAUGCUUAUAGAAACCAGAGUUUGUAUUUGAGCUUCACAGCCCACAGCUAGUCUCUGUCUGUUCACCUCUUUCUUCUGUGUGUUUAUUUGUUCAGUUUUGCAAUCGACUGGCGUCCUGCUCAGCGUCUGCUGGUCUACCUGAAGACGGCGUUGUUGGUGUGCCAUCUGGAGGUGGAGGAGGGAUACCCAAGCAGCGGACGGGCCCAUCUACUGUCAGUACGGAGAGAUGGACAACCUGUGGACAUAUCAGGACUGAAGGUAAUGAACACACAGUUUUAUACGCUGAUAAUGUUAAACCUAUUUCCACACCUUUUUUUUUUAUUUAUUCAGUGUAAAAAAUCACCAAGUAUUCCCUGCAACAGAUUUGAUUAAAUUAGAUUGUGAUAUAAAUUUGAUGUAUCACUGGAAAUGUUCAUAUCUGUUGAAAUUAAUUAGCAGUUAUCUGCAGAUAUGUUGAUAAUAUUGUUCACCCAAAAAAAUUUUUUUCAAGGUCUACAAAAUGAAACGGAUGAAUCCUGAUUUCAAAAGUGAUCUAACAUAUUUUUUUUCUGUCUGUCUGUUUUUUGUCCGUUUCUCUCUCAGCCUUAUAAAUCUGAUCUCAGUCUGACUGACUGGCUGGUUUUUCUCUGCAGCAGUCCUCUCCUCUGAUCCUCUCCUCUUUUCUUUACCUCCUCAUCUUUUACGUUCUAUCUGUCUCCCUCUAUUUGUUCCUCCUCUUAGUUUCCAACUUUAAAAUAUGAGUUUGGACAUCUGUAAAAAUGUUCAUCUUUUCAUCUGUUUAUGUAAAGUGAUGCAAAAAUCACCAAACUGUAAAUAAAGCUUUUACUCCAGUACAACCUUUGAA